CCAACCGCCAAUAAAUGAUAAAGAAGAAGAAGAAAAAGAAGAAGGACGCGUCACAUGAUUGCUCGAGCACUUCGCCUGUCUGUUGACACUGACAGCUCAUCAUUUUUGUUGAACCCUUUAAAGAAAUCUGCUACAUGGCUAGUUGCUUUCCGAGUGUGUCCGAGCUUGUUUCGGAGGCCCGGCGACUGUACGGACAGAUGUUCGGUGAGGAGCCUGCUCGAGUGGCGGUGUGCGCGCCUGGAAGAGUGAACCUAAUAGGAGAGCACACCGACUACAACCAGGGACUCGUGCUUCCAAUGGCCCUUCCUUUGGUGACUGUGGUGGUGGGUAGUGAAAUAUCCGGCCAGGAUGUUACCGUGGUAACCGCAGCCUUCGACGCUGACGAGCCUCACCGAUUGGACUUCUGCCUGUCUCGUGAUGGAUCUGCACUGUCUCCAGGGUUACCCCGCUGGGCCAACUAUGUAAAGGGUGUUAUACACCAUUACAGGGCUUCUCCAGUCCCAGGUUUCAGGGCAGUGAUAGCCACCAGUGUCCCCCUGGGUGGAGGACUGUCCAGCUCUGCCUCUCUAGAGGUGGCCUUUUACACCUUCCUGCAGCAACUGAAGCCAGAUGAUGGAAACCAGGUGUCCAAAGCAUUAGCCUGUCAGCAGGCUGAACACACUCAUGCUGAUGUACCCUGUGGCAUUAUGGAUCAGUUUGUAUCUGUUCUUGGCAAGGAGGGCCAUGCAUUGCUCAUUGACUGCAGAUCGCUGGAGGCCACCCCUGUUCCUCUGACAGAUCCAGGCCUGGUCAUUCUCGUCACCAACUCCAAUGUAAGGCACUCUCUGAGUUGCAGUGAGUAUCCCGUAAGACGCAGGCAAUGUGAGACGGCUGCCUCCAUUCUGGGGAAGGACAGUCUGAGGGAUGCUACGAUGAAGGACCUAGAGGAGGCCAGGGGAAGGAUGGAUGAUGUUACCUACAGAAGAGCUCGUCAUGUAAUUGAGGAGAUCCAAAGAACUGUCCAAGCUGCUAAGUCUCUAGAAAGAGGAGAAUACAAGGAGUUUGGCAAACAUAUGGUUGAGAGCCACAACAGUCUGAGAGAUCUGUACGAGGUGAGCUGCAGGGAGCUAGAUGAGCUGGUGUCUGCAGCCAUGGAAGUGGAGGGCGUCUUUGGCAGCCGGAUGACAGGAGGAGGAUUCGGUGGAUGCACUGUGACUUUGCUACUCGCUGAGGCCAUUGACAGGACCAUACACCACAUACAGGAGAAAUACAGUGGGACUGCGACUUUCUAUGUCACAACUCCUGCACAGGGCACGCAAGUUCUCACUUUGACCUGACCUUUGUCAACACCUCUGCAUUCCUUUAAUUUGAUUUUCUUUCUUUAAUUUCAUUGAGUGGUGUACUGCAAUACACACUAAUGUUGAUUGAAAAGAGUUGGGCAAGUGCCUUUAUUGUUGAAACAUGUUUAUAAAAAAACUUUGCUUAAGAUGACUUGUAGCAACUGCUUAAUAUUUUUGAUAUGGAAAUCCAGCUGGGUUUAUUUACGAUUUAUGAUUUUAUAUUGAUCCCACAUCUCUAUUAAUAAACCAUGUUUCUAAAAUGUGAA
Molecule: messenger RNA, 1585 nt
Organism: Haplochromis burtoni (Burton's mouthbrooder)
Lineage: Eukaryota; Metazoa; Chordata; Actinopteri; Cichliformes; Cichlidae
Gene: galk1
Product: galactokinase 1
Exons: 8
Coding region: 135-1316 (393 amino acids)
Biological process (GO): galactose metabolic process; carbohydrate phosphorylation
Cellular component (GO): cytosol; cytoplasm
Molecular function (GO): galactokinase activity; ATP binding
Source: RefSeq, a predicted model, not a curated record